Molecule: messenger RNA, 2065 nt
Organism: Seminavis robusta
Lineage: Eukaryota; Bacillariophyta; Bacillariophyceae; Naviculales; Naviculaceae
Source: the annotation of a GenBank genome assembly
CGGAACCCGACGACAACAUGGUGGCAACACCGAACCCUUGCCGUCGUCCGUCGUACAAUACUGUGGCUCUAGCUAGACCAAGGCGAUCAAGACGUGCAUCCUUUGACAAAGGCCGAACCCCUCUCCAUCGUCUCAUUUUUAUUCGAAACGAUGAAGUUUAACAUUCUUGGAGUUUUCUUGUUGUCCACUGCUGUGAGCUUUGUUUGGAGCCAAGAGGCAGUCCAGUUGCCUGAGACAGAAGGACCAUAUGUCACUGGUGUAAAUGACUUUGAGUUUACUCGACCUGUGGAUCCACAGGAAGGGGAUUUGACGGACUCUGGCACGGACUCCCAGACGAGGAGACUCAUGGCACGUGUUUGGUAUCCAAUCUGCCGCAAGGAUCCAAUGAACGAGGAAGGCUGUAGUGACGCUGGCAGUGCUUUGGGUCGUCGUCGCCUCUACUUUGAGGUGGGAGAGGCAGAAGCCACGGUACCGGCGGGUCUGAAUGCAUUUUCCUACUUCCAGAACCUUUCGGCCGCGGAAACUCAGAGCUAUCUCGAUGCAGCACCUCUCUUAGUCGAGCAAGGUCCUUUUCCGGUACUCAUUUAUAGUACUGGCGCCACCGGCUGGGUUUCCUCCAACACGGUCUUGUUGCAAGAAUUGGCCAGUCAUGGAAUGAUUGCGGUCAGUUUGGCUCAUACAGGAGGUCUCACGGGCGUUCAAUUCCCCAAUGGAGAUGUCAUUCCCAUCGACGAUGACUAUGUGGAGGCCUUGCAAGAAAACAAUGGUUUGCGAAGUACGGAUACGGCGCCUAUGAACAGCUCCGAUCUCGGCGUUCGAUUCGAGGGAGAAAAGCAGUUUCUUCAAGACGGUCGUGGCCUGGCGAAGUAUAACCUCCAAUGGGUGAACGAUGAGAUUGCUCUUGCAAACUACAUGGAAGAGACUGCAAGGACUAAUUCCAGCAGUCUUUUUGGACAGUUGUUGGGAUCCAACAACAACAGCAUUUCUUCUUUGGUAUACAUUGGUGGGUCGUUUGGUGGUGGGGCUGCCGCAGUGGCAGCCCACAAGGAUCCUCGAGCCAAUUGUGCCAUCAACAUGGAUGGUGUGGGACAAUCUCUGGAUGUGUUCGAUGCUUCCCUGCGUGUGCCACUCCUACUGUUCGUCACUUCAACGACGCUCAAGGGAAACUAUUUCGAAAACGAGUUCUUCUAUGAACCCGUCCAAUCCAUGGGUUCUGACCCCAAGAUUUUCCGAAUCAAAAUCUCGGAAAUGACACACACGGAUUUCUAUGACGUUAUCUAUGGCCCAGAAGAUGUAAGGCAAGCUUUUGGCGGAGGAACUUUGGACGGUAUGCUCAUCCAUGACAUGUUGCAGAGUUAUUUCCUUGGGUUUAUCACCACGACAUGCUUGGGCGAUGGCAACUGGACGUUGGAGACAACCUUUCAGCAGUUUCCGAAUACGGCAGAGGUCGUGGAUGUGUCCUAUGUUUCCGAAUGGUGGGCUGCCUCGGAGUCUCCACCCCCUGCCGCGGGACCUACCUCAAUGUCAUUGGAAGACAGCUCGGCAACUACACCUACCGGUAUCAUUAGUAGUUUGCUCACAGCAACAAGCCUCUUGGCAGCGUUGCUUACAUGGGAAUGACUGAGUUUCAUGCAUCUAUGAUUGCACAUUUUGCAGUACUAGGCAGGCCUUGGGAUGAACCAAGAUCUUUGAACGACAAACACACACACUGGCAUCUUUGCCUGGAGUGGCCCUAGUUGUGGAUAUCACCUAGCUAACAACUAGUACUGUAUGCAUUUCACGCUGUUUUCCCACGCCCCUUCUUCCAGUGCAAGCUCUAGCUGGCUAGACAGAUUGCCUUUCGAUGGCUAACUGGUAUGGCCAUGCAAAAGUAAGUAGGAGUGUGCUGGAAUCUGCUACCGGUACAUCUGCAAGGUCCUGAAAUGGGACUAGUUUCACGCUUUUGGGUUAGUUUCACGCUUUUUGUUAGUUUCACCGAAAAUGGACCACCGUUUCCUUGAAACUAACCCAAAAGCGUGAAACUAACCCAAAAGCGUGAAACUAACCCAAAAAGCGUGAAACUAAC